AUGAAUUUCGUUACACAUAUGCCGAAGUCAGAGCGAGGAAAUACUUUUCUCCUCUUGUUCCAAGAUAUGCUCUCAGGAUUCGUGAUGUACAAACCAAUGCCAACCACAACAGUUCAGGACGUAGCAGAAGCGUAUGAGGAGCGGGUGUUCAGGGUGUUCGGCGCCUCAGAUAUCAUUCGCCAUGAUCAAGUCCCGAGGUUCAUGAGUGAGGUUUUCAUUCUAUUCAGGGAACUUCUGGGUAGUCGUCAAAGAUCCAAUCUGAGCUACGGACCUCAGACCAAUCGGCAACAUAAGCGUCCACCCAGACUGUCAUUCGGAGUGGCGUAUGUCGCUGUGGCAGACCUGUCAGAUUGGGAUUAUCAUUCCGAGCGACUGAUGUUUGCCCUGAACACAUCUUUUGAUGCGACUCGUCUGGAUACUCCAUUCUAUCUGGUCCAUGGUUGCGACGCUCAUAGCAUUGUAUCCUCCAUGUUGGGAACUAAGCCGUCCAGUCUUCGAGAACGGACUGCGUAUGAGUGGAAGCGAAUUAUUUCAGCGCGAUUACAGCUAUACAUGCGCCUUCCUCCAGAAAAAAGCAAAGCGUAUGAAACCGGAAGCUCAGACCUAGAGAGAGCUCGCAGAGCGUUUAAAGUCUGGAUUCAAAAGGGGCGACGCGGUUUGGGUGUAUAUACCCAAGGUACAACCAAGAUUGAGGAGCAAGCUGGCACACUUAUGGCAUGGCCCAUUCGGGACCGCCGAGGUCCACAAUAA
Molecule: messenger RNA, 750 nt
Organism: Phytophthora megakarya
Lineage: Eukaryota; Oomycota; Peronosporomycetes; Peronosporales; Peronosporaceae
Source: the annotation of a GenBank genome assembly